CCACACCACUACACCGCUCAGCUUCUGCUCGUACCCUUUGUCCCCGUGGACCCGACUGUUGCGUUCGAGAAUGAGCGAGUCCUCCGUCAAGUCCGUCGAGGACGUCAAUCUCGAUCUCGCGGACCAAGCGAUCAACGAUCUGAUGAAGGAGGCGGAAAUGCUCAUGCAGGACCUGCCCCUCGAAGCAGCCGAGGCCGAGGCCGGCGGUUCGGAGCCAGCUCCCGCCAGCGACGGCGGGGCCCCUGCUUCGACACCGUCAUCCGCGGCGCCGGCACCGGUGGCAGCAAGCGCCGAUGUCGGUGCGGCCAUMGGCGACGUCGGAGGAAACUUCUCGAUCGACGACGAAGACGACGAGGAUGACUUUCGCGGGAGCGAGGCCAACGGCAUUGCCAGCACCGGGGCCGGUGCGAGCGGCGUGGGCGCGACCGAGGUCGACGAUCCCCUCCGGGCAGCGGCCUCGCCGCCCCCCGCAAAAUCGCCCUCGAUGGCCCAGAAGGUCUUCCGGGAGCUGGAACAGGACCACCCCCUCUCGGCCCUGUCCCUCGGCAACACCACGAAGAUCCCCCUGACCGAACCCGGAAGCACAAAGGCCGCGGUGCCUCCGGCCACCCCCUCGCCGAGCAUGGGCAGCACCAUGUCGAACCUCUUCCAGCAGGGGAGCCACGGGAUGGGGGGGGUCCUCCACAACAAAAUGCACCGCAUGGGUUCGGCCGGAGAGGCCGCCGCCUCGGGCAUGGACACCUUUUCGAAAACGACCAGCAUGUUCGCCUCCAACCUCGCCUCCAUGGCCCAGCGGGGAAUGGCCCACGUCGCCGCGGCCGCGGCACCCGUCCAGGCCGUCAGCGUCAUGGGGGCCMCGGGAACGAUGGCCGGCCAGGGAGGCCAGCCGCCAAUGGUUUCGCCGGCGAUGGGGACCGGCCACGGCGUUGUUUCGGGUCCGGGCGGCCCCCAGGCGGGGGCGGGGCCCGGAUCGAACCCGCAGGGACACCCCCAGCUCGACAAGGAACAAAAGAUAGGCCUGCUGAAAAAACACGUGGGCCCCCUGCUCAAGGGAGAACAGCUGAUCAUGUUCCUCACCAACCUUCUCCACGUGAGCGACACCUCCGGGCUGUCCUACGUCGCGACCCAGCAGCAGCAGGCGUCGCAGGGCGGGCCCGUGCCCAUGUGGUGCGGCGUCAUGACCUACUACCGGCUCAUUCUCUUCUCGACGGCCGACAGRGACAGCCCCUCCGUCCGGCCGAUGGAAGCUCCCCGGGGAUGGGACCCGAACUGCUGGAAGGCCGCCACCCCGCGCAUCGCCUCCGUCAACAUCCUCGAGAUGCCGCUGGCCUCCAUGGACCGGGUGGAAAAAACCGUCUACCAGGCCUCCGGGUCGAGCUACAUGGGCCUCAUCGUCCACGGAAAGGACUGCGGGCGGAAAAUCCAGUUUUCCACCUCCAGCUACGUCGACACGAGCCGGGCCUUUGAAUCCCUCAACACCUAUGCCUUUCCGGGCCGCCGCAACCUCGGGUAUCUGUUCGCCUUUGAGUCRAAGCGCCAGGCCGUGCAGGACAGCAUCAAGGUGGACGAGGCGUCCGGCCACCAGGGCGUCACCCUCCCCCCCACGCCCAAGCGCUUCGACCCCAUGACGGAAUUCCCCCGGCUGCUCAAGAAGACGGCCAUUACCCAGCCCCCRUGGGCACUCUGGGCCGCGGCGAACGCAAACUACCAGCUCAGCCAGUCCUAUCCUUCCGUUCUGGUCGGACCGGCAUCCCUCGACGAAACCAAGCCGGAAGCCCUGAGGGUCAUCCGCCAGUGCGCCGCCUUUCGGAAGGCCCAGCGGCUGCCCAGCAUGUCGUGGUGCGGCGUCGGCGGUGCCUCCAUCUGGAGAUCCUCGCAGCCAAAGGUCGGCCUGCAGGGAAAUCGAUCCCCCGCCGACGAACUCUACGUCCGGCACAUUAUCGAAUCGGCACGGGGAGCCAGUAAGUUCUCGUCGACUCGUCUGCCCGCUCGCUGGCUCGCUCGUUCGCUCGGAAGAACAUGCCUUGCCGCGCAAGCCAUCGCUUGCGCUUGAUAAAACGGUGUUCUAACCCCUCUGUUGCUUCGCACCGUGCCGUGCCGCACCUCGUUUUUGUUUCCAGACGCCAUGGCGGAACCUCCCCCGAUCUACCCACGCGGUGUUUUGGAGCAACUGACCGGUGAUUAUACCGCCAGCAGCGGAGGAAAGGGCGACGAUUGGCUACCAGAACCSGGCUGCGGGCUCAAGAUUUUGGAUCUGAGACCGCGGGCAGCCGCCAUGGGCAACAGGACCGCGGGUAAGAAAAGAUCGUCAGGAGCCGCCGARUGGACAACCCACCGUGCCCUUUUUGUCUGUAUUGAUUGCUGUUGUCUUUGGGAGCACACCGAAAUUUUCCUUCGAUGCCUCAYCGCGAAUGAAUCUAUCUAACUGGAUUUCUUCCGUGUGUGCGGUUCCACCCUUUCCCUUGCGUYGCKUUCUUUUUGUAGGGUAUGGGUACGAAAAUACAUCCAAUUAUUCCAACACGACCCUGAAAUUCACCAACAUUCAAAACAUUCAUGCUGUGCGGGAUAGCUAUGAGAAAUUAUGCACCGUGUGCAACAGUAUAUCCACGGCCGAUGUUCACUGGAAUUCUUUGAUCGAAGACACGAAAUGGCUUUCUCAUAUUCGGACGAUUCUCGCUGCCUCCUGGGAAACCGCCUACUGGGUUCACGUCUGGAGACUCCCGAUUCUAGUCCAUUGUAGCCACGGAUGGGACAGAACGUCUCAGACAGUCUGCCUGUCCCAGCUCCUUCUGGACUCUUACUAUCGAACACGCCACGGUUUUAGUGUGUUGGUAGAGAAGGACUUUAUGAGCUUUGGCCAUCCGUUCCAUCUGCGAUCCGCACACGGCGAAGGCCGCAGCGACACCAAGAAUGCUCAAUCCAACGACGUUUCUCAAAUUUCUCCGGUAUUUUUGCAAUUUCUGGAUUGUGUCUAUCAAUUGGUGGAACUCUACCCGAGUGCUUUUGAAUUCAACACGCAAUACCUAUUGGACCUAUCGUUCCACAUUUACAGCUGCCGUUUCGGAAACAUGUUGUGCGAUACAGAACGCGAACGAGAAUCGAUGGCAGCAAUUCGCCAACGCACCUAUUCGGUGUGGGAUUAUCUCGAGACGAAACCUGAAAAUUUAAACCAAAACUACGCGAAGGCCGAUGAUGCCAUUCUAAUGCCUUUGCCUACGUUGYUGAGGAAUGUAAAAGUAUGGAAAGAACGUCAUUUAGCAUACUGCCCCAAAGCAAGCACCAUGGCAUUUUAAAUUCUCUUUCAAGAGCAAUCAAACCGAAUAAUACUUUCUUUCCUUG
Molecule: messenger RNA, 3339 nt
Organism: Pseudo-nitzschia multistriata
Lineage: Eukaryota; Bacillariophyta; Bacillariophyceae; Bacillariales; Bacillariaceae
Source: the annotation of a GenBank genome assembly